Messenger RNA from Helicoverpa zea (corn earworm), 1834 nucleotides. RefSeq names its product ras-related protein Rab-43 (gene Rab19). The transcript is spliced from 4 exons. Gene Ontology annotation, cellular component: trans-Golgi network. Bases 72 to 725 code for a protein of 217 amino acids. The record is from RefSeq and is a predicted model, not a curated record. Gene Ontology annotation, molecular function: GTP binding; GTPase activity. Lineage: Eukaryota; Metazoa; Arthropoda; Insecta; Lepidoptera; Noctuidae.
GCUGUCAAUUUAAAAGUCAAGUAAACAAGGUAAACAUAAAGCUUUAUUGAGCAUUUAAUUAAAUUUAAAUCAUGAGCAGCCGCAAUCCCAACACAUUAAUGAGCGUACCGGACGAGCAAUUUGACUAUUUAUUUAAAAUAGUGCUCAUUGGUGACUGUGGAACCGGAAAAACAUGCAUUGUGCAACGGUUGAAAUCUGGUAAUUUCAUAGAAAGGCACGGAAAUACAAUAGGCGUAGACUUUUCAAUGAAAACAUUGAUAGUGGAUGGGAAGAAAGUCAAGCUUCAGAUAUGGGAUACUGCGGGGCAAGAGCGCUUCAGAACUAUCACGCAGAGUUACUAUCGCUCGGCGAACGGUGUAAUUAUUGUAUAUGACAUCACUAAAAGGUCAACAUUUUUGUCCCUACAAAAAUGGAUUGAAGAAGUACGAAGGUACACCUCAUCGAAUGUCAUAGUCUCACUCAUCGGCAACAAAUGUGACCUGACAGACCAGAGAGAAGUGGAGCCUGAUGAACCACAGUCAUUCUGCCGUUACGUACCAGAGAUCAUGUUUGUGAUGGAAACCUCUGCAAAGGACAACACUAAUGUUGAAGAUACAUUCCGCAGUUUGGCUACAGAAUUAAAGAGACAACACGACAACAGUGAAGGUCCGCCAGCAGAGUCAGACUCAGUGGUCCUCGGUGAAAGUCACUCGGUAACCAAGUGUCAACCAUGCCGAUCGUCUUAGAUCUAAUUUACCCAUUGACCAAAUGUGUAACAUUGUGUCCCUUACAUGGUGCUUUUUUGCACCAAAAUCAUUGGUGUGAGGUGACUAAUAUUUUUAUUUUUGCCAUGUGAUUUUUAGCUAUGCUUUUGACUUCAUUUCUUGUCACAAAGAUAGUUUUUUCCUAUUAAUUUUUUAUUUUAGACUGGCCAAUGUCGUAUGAAUAGUACCAGCAUUGGAUGAAUACAUUGUCUGCAUAUUAAUGCUGUUAAUAUGUACCGCAACAUGAUAAUCAUCGUAAUUCGAAUGUUAGGCUCAUUGACUGUUUCACGCGAUGACUACAUAAUAUUGCUACAUAAGUCGUUUUGCUGCUAUUUCGCUAUUGCGAUCACAGAUAGCGCCUUAGCGUUAUAAUGGCCUAUAAUACAAAAAACAAUGGCCUUAAACUAGCAAAGCAAUAACUAUGUGAGCUAAAUUAUUUGUAAUUAUUUCAAUGUAUUUGUGACUCACCGACAUUUUAAAGUUUUCGCUUUUCAAACACAUUUUUAUUUGGAAAGAAGCAUCGUGUUUUAUCAUCAAUGGGUAUUAUUAUUACUUACUACGUUUAGGUUUAAAUUCUGAGAUUAUAAAACUAUUAAUUGAUCUACGAAAUUAUUUCAGCAAUGAAAUGUUUAUUUUUCUUAAAAUUAUACAUUAGUUUUAUGUAAAAUAUGUUUUUGAGACUAUGAUAGAUAAUAUUAAUAUGGCUUUAAGUUAUAAUUUUAAGAUCUAAAAUGUAAGUAGUCAUGUCAUUGGUUUCCUUUAGUGUUGUAAAAUUUACGAAAAUCAGUUUCGGUAUUGUAAAUAACUGUAGAUUAAUAGUAACACCACCUGCUCGGGACUGAUUUGAGCCAUACCCUUAGUAUUGAAUGUUGUAACCAGACCACAGAAUAUAUCUAUAAAUGUUGUAUGUUAUUAAAUUACCAAUAUACAGGGUGUAACCUACGCAAAUUUUGGAGUUCUGUUUGCAAGAAACAAUUUGUGGCGCUUUCUAUAAGGAAGUUGUAAAACUGUAAAUCUGCAAUAUUUUGUUAAUUUUUCAUAAACAUUGUGAUCAAUUCAUUUUACUGAAAUACUGUAGGCACAUAUUACAC